Messenger RNA from Aureobasidium subglaciale EXF-2481, 714 nucleotides. RefSeq lists its product as uncharacterized. The transcript has a single exon. The record is from RefSeq and is a predicted model, not a curated record. Bases 1 to 714 code for a protein of 237 amino acids. NCBI's taxonomy places the organism in Eukaryota, Fungi, Ascomycota, Dothideomycetes, Dothideales, Saccotheciaceae.
AUGUCUUCACCAAAUCAAUACAACCUUUCAGAUCCAACAUCCGUCUACCACAUUUCCCAGACCAGCAGAAACGACCCAAAGAACCCUCGUCACGCAGCCCUCUCCUCUGCCUUCCCCGAGCAAUUCUUCGCCAAAAAGACAUCAUCAAUUAGUCCACCCAUCCCCACCUCACCAACCACAAGCCCGACCACUCAAAAACCAACAAUGGAGCAAUCACGACAAGAAGCCCUGGAAGAAAUGUAUCCAGUCCAACACUUUGGCAAACGCAGCACUUCUCCCUCCACCACAUCAACAGAAAAGCAAUUGCAUCGUAGCCCAUCUGUAUACAGUACCUCCUCAACCCUCACAGCCACCUCUGCCUUUUCCACCACCAGCACAGCAACAACAAUCGCUGCUCCCCCAGCGCCCAAAGAUACUCCCAUCGAUCUCUUCGACUAUCAAGUCGCCGGUUACCUCUCCAUGCCCAUAAGUCACAAAGAUCAACCCUACCGCAAGCACUCUGCAUCUGCAUCGUCAACAUCCUCAUCUUCCUCCUUGUGGACAAGAGCAAAAGGAAAAUUGCAAAGAAAACCCAGUUCCAAUGCUUCGGAAGACGAAGACGAGAAAAUGACAAAGACGGAGAAGAAGCAACAGAGGGAAAGAGAAUACGCAGCUUUGGGUUUGGAUGAAAAAGUAAAGUUUGGUGCAAAGGGGGGUAUGAAUAUUGUUGGUUGA